Messenger RNA from Colletotrichum spaethianum, 1821 nucleotides. RefSeq lists its product as uncharacterized. Bases 1 to 1821 code for a protein of 606 amino acids. The transcript is spliced from 2 exons. NCBI's taxonomy places the organism in Eukaryota, Fungi, Ascomycota, Sordariomycetes, Glomerellales, Glomerellaceae. The record is from RefSeq and is a predicted model, not a curated record.
AUGCCGAGACCCAAACGAGCGCGUCGCGCGCCACCCGCGCCCGUCGCCGUCGCGCCGGAGGAAAAGUCGAGCCCCGCGCCCGCCUCGGGCAGCGACAUCUACAGCCACAGCGAUCGCGAACACUCGGUCAUCCGCAAGGAGCUCGAAAAGGAGGAUGGGCCUGGGCCGUCUCGCCUCACGGGAGGCGCGUCUGCGCGUCCGAGUAGGAGCUCGAGCUUGCGCCAGAGGAAGGCCUUGGAGAAGUCAGCACGCGCGCGGGACGAGGCCAUGAGCAGGUUGGAGGACGAGCUGGAUACGACGUCUUCUAAGGCAAAGACGUUGAGCGAACAGCGGCAAAAGUCUGACUCCUCGGUCGAGUUGGAGCUGGGCAGGAAGACGCGCUCGACGCCGGUACAGCACCGGAGGGACACGACGGGGUUGGAUUUGGACGACGACAUGUUUGAGGGGCUCGACACUACGAUAGGCGACGACGAUGAUGCCGCUGCGCCGCCAAGUGCACCUCGUUCGGAUACCUCGACGUUCAGUGUUAGCCACUUCAAGCGUCGGGGCCGCGCGCCCAGUAUUAGCAUCAACAAGGACGACGCGCCCAUCAGACCGAGCAGUCGCGGUGUUGGCGGUACCCCAGGUAUCAGUUCGACGUUCAACAUUGGGCUGUUCAAGCGCCGUCAAAGGGAACCGAGUAUCUUGGGUACGGCACAGAAGGAGCGUGCGCAGCGGCCGAUCGAGCUAUCGUCCGGACCCGACUCUGACGAUGAAGAGGGCAACGGUUUCGAGCCCGAGGCCGAGUCAACACCUUUACAGAACAGGCGCAAAACGCAGCCGCCCCCAGCGACGGAGCCCGAGUCGGAGUCGCAGCAGGUCCUCGCACCGGAUUCACAGCCCGCCCAGAAGGAGGCGGGGCUCACUUCCAGCACCCGAUCACGCAAGCGCAAGAGCGUAGAGAGCCAUGAGGAGGCGGAGCGUCCAGGAAAGGCAUCACGGACCGAGCCUGAGCCUGAGUCUGUUCCUGAGCUGGGAGAUGACAACAGCGACUCGGAGCUCUCAGAGCUGCCCUCGCCCGUUCUCACGCCCACGCGGCCGUCUGCGCUGCCCCGCCCAACUACCCCGAACCGGGAUGAGAUUAUGGCACCCCCCGAGAGCAGUGAUUCCGAAGACAGCGAGGAGCUUUGGCCUGACAUCCGCACCCUCGCCAAGCAGCGCCGCCGUCGCGCCUCGCCGGUCACUCCAACGCGGGAUGGCAACGUCUCCGAUGCCUCCUCGCCACCGUCUCUCACGCACUCCCCCAACUUCCCGGCAACGAGAAACAAGUCCCGGCAGAAGAAGCAGGCCAAGUCGCCCAAAGUCACUACAGCGGAUCUGACCGGGCUGUUGCCCCGCAGACGCCACAAGAAGGCUCGAGACCCCUACAGCGUGGAUGACACAGAGGAGGGUGAGAUUGAUGCCUCAAACCUUGCAGAGCACGACGAUGAGCUCUCCGAAUCGGGCAACUUCCCGUGGUGGCAAGGCAGCUGCGUCGGCAGAAAAUGCCAGGGCGGUGACGCGUUCUGCGACGCGCACUUACAGCCGCCGUCUGUCGGACAAGGAGAACGGGGCGAGGACGCAGCCGAGGCCGAGGUUGAGGCAGAAGCAGAGCCGGAGGUCGAUGGUGAUAGCUUCGCCCCUAUCCAGGACGACGUCUUUGAGAGCCAGGAUAGCAGCGAUCCGAUCCGCAGCGCUGACGAGCUGAAGAAGGCAGCGCGCAAGUUCAAAGAAGUCGAUCGCUGGGAGUUGGAGUUCGAGGAGGUGACUGAGGACUCAUCGCCGAACCGAGAUGCGCGGUGA